Messenger RNA from Fraxinus pennsylvanica, 1107 nucleotides. NCBI's taxonomy places the organism in Eukaryota, Viridiplantae, Streptophyta, Magnoliopsida, Lamiales, Oleaceae. The record is from the annotation of a GenBank genome assembly.
AUGCAACACCAUCCAACCCUAAACCCUAACCAGAAUUUGGACCCGUAUUUCAGCCAUGCCUACAUGGGUUAUUCCAUAAAACAUAACCCUAAUUUCGAAACCCUAAACCCACCCGUUCACAUAGGUGUUGAUACCCAUAACACAUUGGUUCAGCCGUACCCUCCUAGGGUUGAUCCUCCAUACGUGCCGCAGCAAGGACACAGCUUUAUCGCACAACAGCCUGUGGUCGCUACUAAUACUGCCGUGCCUUAUUAUAAGGAACCUAAUGGAGCCGCCGUGCAGAAUUGUGUGGCCGCUAUCUGGCAACUUGGGACAAGUCUUGGUGCUGUUGGUGUAACAGUACCUUCCGGUGAUGUACAAAAUACGUUUCCUGUUAAUACCACUUCUGCAUUUUGGACUGAUCCAACAGUUCAGUCUCAGAGAAAUGCUUAUUGGAAAAGGACCCCAAAGAAGACGAAGGUUGUACAAUCUGCAUGGUGUGAAGUUUGCAAGAUUGAAUGCAACAGCAAGGAUGUUUUUGACCAACAUAAAUUGGGAAAGAAGCACAAGAAAAAUAUGGAAAAAUUGAACGGAAUAACUAGCACAUUUGUUGCUGCAUCUGCAUCAUUAAUUGGACCACAAGAGAAACAGGACAAAGAAAAAGCUACUGGUGGACAAAAAGCACAGAAAAGGGCUGCACAGCAAACGGAGGAUUUGGAGACAAAAAGAAGAAAAGUUCUGGAAGGAGGGGCAGCAGUUGAUGCUGUGCGUGCAUGUGUCUUCUGUAAUGUGGUUUGCAACAGUGAGACGGUGUUCAACCAUCAUCUCGCUGGUCAAAAACACGCUUCUGUGGUGAAGAAGCUUGCAGUUGCUGGUGCUACGUUUAUAAUGGCUCUAUCUUCUAGAAAGGUCAAGAGAUUGGUAUUGAUUGAGGAUGAACCAGGUGGCGACAUUAGAAGCUACGAAGUUCAUAAUAUCCUCUUCACUUUCUUUUCCUUUCGAGCUUAUGACAACGCACGCUGCUGGUUUGUAAUGGUUAAUACCCUACGACGGCCGCGUCUUCAACUGAAUGGUGAGAUAGAAGGAUUGCCUCUAAUUCAGCAGGAGCGACCUGUCAAUUACAUGUAA